Molecule: messenger RNA, 2319 nt
Organism: Scomber japonicus (chub mackerel)
Lineage: Eukaryota; Metazoa; Chordata; Actinopteri; Scombriformes; Scombridae
Product: rho-related GTP-binding protein RhoA-C
Exons: 5
Coding region: 55-636 (193 amino acids)
Biological process (GO): stress fiber assembly; small GTPase-mediated signal transduction; cell migration
Cellular component (GO): cleavage furrow; dendritic spine
Molecular function (GO): GTP binding; GTPase activity
Source: RefSeq, a predicted model, not a curated record
UAGGACCGACAGGAAAACUAAAGAAAGGCGAGUAACGUUAUCUGAAAUAAAACGAUGGCUGCAAUCAGAAAGAAACUGGUGAUAGUUGGUGAUGGAGCUUGUGGAAAGACGUGUCUGCUGAUCGUGUUCAGCAAGGAUCAGUUCCCUGAAGUUUAUGUUCCCACAGUGUUUGAAAACUAUGUGGCAGAUAUUGAGGUGGAUGGUAAACAGGUGGAGCUGGCUCUGUGGGACACAGCAGGUCAGGAGGACUAUGAUCGACUGAGACCUCUCUCUUAUCCAGACACUGACGUCAUCCUCAUGUGUUUCUCCAUCGACAGUCCCGACAGUUUAGAGAAUAUUCCUGAGAAGUGGACUCCUGAGGUCAAACACUUCUGUCCCAAUGUGCCAAUUAUUCUUGUGGGGAACAAGAAGGACCUUCGCAAUGACGAGCACACACGCAGAGAGCUGGCAAAGAUGAAGCAGGAACCAGUUAAGUCUGAAGAGGGGCGGGACAUGGCUAGCCGGAUCAAUGCCUUCGGUUACUUGGAGUGCUCAGCGAAGACGAAGGAUGGUGUGAGGGAGGUGUUUGAGAUGGCCACCAGGGCGGCGCUGCAGGCCAAGAGACGAGGCAAGAAGGGCGGCUGCCUUCUGCUAUAGAGUGUCAGCUCACACAAGAUCAGGAGGGAAGGGGGAACCAAACCAGGCCAAGAUCAGCAUCCCUCCUCUAUGUGUGUCACCAGGGUGGGCCAAAUUAAACAGGGCUUGUAGAGAUGAGAGAGGAAAGAGAAACCAGGCCAAAGGAGGAAAAAGGAAGGUCAAAUGCAAUGAAAAAAGGGAGUGUGUACAUUUAAGGUUCUAGCUUUUAGCUUUCAAGUGAAAAUACUGUAAUCUGUGGUUAGGACUCAUAACUCCCAACAUUUAGAGGACAUGAUUUGUCAUUCUUAUUUUUCAAAGUGUGGCAGUCUAUGUAAGUCAUAUCUCCAGUACUCUGACUGGAGUACAGUGGUUUACUCCAGAGGAGAGGAGUGUGACUGCUCCACACAUGUAUGCCUGACUUCAUGGCUUCUAGUGUGACUGUGCUUGUCUUUCACUUUUGUCCCAUCAUUCCAUCCGUUUUUAAAAUUCUCUUUUUUUCCCUGCAGAAACAUACAGCAGCCUAACUUUAUGUGGACAAGCCUUUCUCUUUGACAAACUGUAGGAUUUGAUAUAAAUUCAGUUAAUUUAAAAAGCAGAAAGUUUGAUUUGUGGAAAUUAAGCAUAAAUAUAUAAUUGUAAGGAGACCAAUUGAUUUGAGUGUUUUAUACAAGCUCGUUAAUGAAUGCAACACACUCAAUCAGCUUAACUGUAUGUGAUUGAAUUGACGUGGACUGUCAGACACACUGUAUGCAGUUGGUUAUUGAAGGAUGAACUUAAUUAGUAAAAAUCCUCUAGUCAAUAACCAUAAAUCCUCAAAUAGUGGUCAGGGCCUUAAUUUACUGAAACUAUAGAGAGGAGCAGGCCUUAUUGUAAAACAGGGUUUUAUUAGAGACGGGACUGAAUCUCUGCUCCUGUUUUAAUUACAGUUGAUGAACUCAGCUCUUCCUCCACCUGUAGUCAUGUACAUUCCACAGCACUCAUUCCAUCAAUGAAACAACACUUACUAGCUUCUAAUCUGAAACAUCUGCAGGAAACAAUGAGAAAUAAUUAGUGAAAGAAAACAGUAUUUUUGUUAGAAACUCAGGAACAGGCGAGUGCAGCCAGGUUUCCAUCCAAAUAUAGGUCAAAUUUUAACCAACUUUAAAAUUGGCAAAAUACAAAUGGUUUUCCAUGAACUUUUAUAUAACCUAAUGGCAUGACUGAAUCACUGAUGCAAUUCGUGCUGUGAAAAUGUACAUUAUGUAAUGAAUUUCCAGGUAUUUCUGCUUCCUCUCUAUGUAUUUAUCCCUGCCUUUACUUGCUGUUUCUAAUGAGACUCACAUGAUUUAAAUAGCAGUUAUUAGGGAAUUGAUGGUAUAUGUUUAUGCCAUGGUGUUAUUGGAAGUGUAUUUUACCUUGUUUCCAUUCCGCCAGUUCACUCAAUGUUGACAGCUUUUCUUUUCUUGCUUCUUAUUCUGUUUUAUGAUUGUUUUUUUUUAACUCCAUGUGAUAUUCUACUGGCUUAUGUUGUAUAAUUUGCACACAUCUUAAAAGAAAAGCUCUGCGUGAUUUAAACACUUUGAAAAUAAUGUCAAAUUAUAACAUGCAAGAUGCAAGCAUCUCCUAAACAAUUGGUUAUUUGUAAGAGGAAUAUUCUUUUGUAUACAAAUGUAUCCUCUAGUUGUCUUUUUUAAUGUAUUCUAAAGGAAAUAAAUUGUAACAAUG